AGCGUCUCCGGCGGGACGCUGUUCUGACCGAGCACCCGGGACGGGAGAGAGGAGCGGUAGUCUCGGGCUUUUCAACCUUUGCCUAAAGAAACUAAAACCUUUUUAUAUGUUUGCUGAGCGGCUGAAAAAAAGAGGGAAGGGGGACACACACAUUUUUUUUAACUCACGAGCUCCGGUCGUCACAGAACGAGGCGACACGUAAUCGCGUUUUAACGGACUUGCGGAAGAAAGUUUGGUUAAAUCCCUGCGCUGUCCGCGUGCACAGGUGAGACGGGUGCCGCUCUAAUUCCCUCCGACAACGACACUAUAUGGUGUUUUUUGAAAGAGACAUUUUGCUCGAAAUAUCUUUUUGUCUGAACUCUGCUUCGCAGCAUGUCUGCCGAGUGUCCCGCUGCGUAACCAGUUCGUCCAGCUCCGCGGGGAGUUUCGGCUGCUGCUUGACUUACUUCAGGUAACCCGCUUCCUCCAACACCCCCCCCCCCCCCCCCCCACCUGCAGAAAUAGUUUCACAGUUAUGGCCGGUUUGAGCAAUUUCCACAUGAAGACCCUGGAGGACCUGACGCUGGACUCUGGCUAUGGAGCGGGGGACUCCUGCAAAUCCCUCAGCUUGUCCUCCUCCAAGUCCAACUCCCAGGCCUUCAUGACCGCCCCUCACCGGGGCAACUGGUGGUACUACUCCGGCUCCAUGAACAGCAGGAACAACAGCUGGGACACGGUCAACACGGUCCUCCCGGAGGACCCGGAGGACAUCUUCUCCAAGUGCCACCGCCUGCCCGAGUUGGAGGAGUUCCCCUGGAUGGACGAGGAGGUGGCCAGGAUACUGCGCAAAGUGGCCGGCGGUUGGGGCGUCAAAGGCGGCCACGCGGCGGCCUUCUCCCCGGAGGCCGCGCGGCGGCUGUCGGCUCUCCUCCGCCGGGCCCUCAUCCGCGUCUCCCGCGAGGCGCAGCGGCUCAGCGUCAUGCACUGCCGCUGCACGCGCUUCGAGGUGCAGAGCGCCAUGCGGCUGGUGCUCAGCUGGUCCCUGGCGGACCAGUGCGUGUCCGCCACGGUCAAGGCCAUCUCCAUGUACAGCAUGAGCGCCGGGGAGCUGCUGAGGAAGGGCAAGUCCUCCCGCUGCGGCCUCGCCUUCUCCGUGGGACGCUUCUUCCGGUGGAUGGUGGACACCCGCAUCUCCGUGCGCAUCCACGAGUACGCGGCCAUAUGCCUGACCGCAUGCAUGGAGGCGCUGGUGGAGGAGAUAGGAGCCCGGGUGCUGAUGGCCGAGAGGGGUCAUUCGGGCCCGGAGUCGUGGCUGGCAGGGGCCCCGGUUAGCGCGGAAGCCCUGGAGGGGGUAGUGAACAAUGACGCGGAACUUUGGGGAGUCCUGCAGCACUACGAGCACCUGAUCUGUGGGAAGAACGCCAAUGGAGUUCUGUCUCUCCCGGCCCAUUUCAGUCCCUACACAGAGAACCAGCAGACGUCUGUGGACAGCAGGGAAGACGCCUAUGCCCAGCUAGAGCUGAGGACGCUGGAACAGUCCCUGCUGGCCACCUGUGUGGGCAGCAUCUCUGAACUCAGUGACUUGGUGUCGCGUGCAAUGCACCACAUGCAGCGCCUGAGCUCAGUGCGCCCGGGCUCGAGUCCAGCACGCCACGCCCGUCCCCAACAGCCCGUGUCCUGGUCGCCGGACGCCCUCCACACCCUUUACUACUUCCUGCGCUGCCCACAAAUGGAGUCUAUGGAGAAUCCCAACUUGGAUCCCCCACGCAUGGCACUCAGCAAGGAGAGGCCGUUCCUGUUGCUGCCGCCUCUGAUGGAGUGGAUGAGAGUGGCUAUAGUUCAUGCCGAGCAUCGCAAGAGCCUAUUGCUGGAUAGCGAUGAUGUGAGACAAACUGCCAGGCUACUCCUUCCAGGACUGGACUGUGAACCGAGACAGCUGAAGCCUGAAUGUUGCUUCAGCUCCUUUAAGCGUCUGGACUCCAAAGCUGCAGCAGACAAGUUCCACCUCGACUUGGGUUUCCGGAUGCUCAACUGUGGACGCACAGAUCUCAUUGGCCAAGCUAUUGCUUUUCUGGGCUCCGAUGGGGUCAACAGCAUGGACGACCAGGGCAUGACUCCGCUGAUGUACGCCUGCGCAGCCGGAGACGAGGCCUUGGUCCAAAUGUUGAUCGACGCCGGCGCCAACCUUGAUGUUGCGGUUCCUCCGUGCUCCCCAAAGCACCCGUCCGUGCACCCCGACAGUCGCCACUGGGCCGCCCUCACCUUCGCCGUGCUGCAUGGACACAUCUCCGUAGUGCAGCUCCUGUUGGAUGCAGGGACCAACGUUGAGGGGGCCGCUGUACGCAACGGGCAGGAGAGCACGGCAGACACCCCGCUGCAGCUCGCUUCAGCAGCAGGGAACUAUGAAAUGGUUAGUUUUCUCCUGGCGCGAGGUGCCGACCCCUUAUCCAGGACUCACGAUGGAAACGCCCUCACGUCGUCCCUCUAUGAAGACAUGAACUGCUUCAGUCAUGCCGCCGCACAUGGACACAGAAACGUGCUGAGAAAGCUGCUGACUCAGCCCCAGCAAGUCAAAGAGGACGUCCUGUCUCUGGAGGAAAUCUUAGCCGAGGGGGUUGAGGGCGAGGAGGCCGGUAUCUGCCCUUUCCUGCCCCCCUCCCCUCUGCCCACCCCUUCCUCUGGCCACGGGAACCUACCAGAGGUGGGCAUAGCAAGGCUGUGCAAGGCCAGGAUGAAGGCGCUGCAGGAGGCCAGCUACUACAGCGCAGAGCACGGCUACCUGGAUGUCACCAUGGAGCUACGAGCCAUGGGUGUACCAUGGAAGCUACACGUGUGGCUGGAAUCUCUGCGUUGUGCCCAGUAUCAGUCCAGGGCAGGAGUCACCCUCUCGCUCCUCAGAGAGUUCACCACGAUCAAAGAAGAGGACUACUGCGAGGAGCUGGUCACCACAGGGCUGCCCCUGAUGUUCAGCAUCCUACGUACCACCAAGAAUGAUGCCAUUCUGCAUCAUUUGGCGAUUAUUUUUAGCCACUGUUUUGGUCCCGCCCCGCUCCCAGGCAUCCGUGGGAUGAAGGCAACUCUUUCAGCACAGUUGGACCCUCAUUUCCUGAAUAACCAGGAGAUGUCAGAUGUGACUUUCGUAGUGGAGGGGAGACCGUUCUAUGGCCACAGAGUCCUGCUGAUCACAGCUUCUGACCGAUUCAAGUCUCUGCUGGCGUGCUGUGGACCAGAUGGAAGCCCCAACAAGAAGAUUGAGAUUAGUGACAUCAAGUACAACAUUUUCCAGAUGAUGAUGUCAUACCUGUACUGUGGCGGAACAGACUCACUGAAAACAGUUGUGCCUGAUUUGCUGGAGUUGAUGUCAGCUGCUAGUCUGUUCCAGCUGCGGAUGCUACAAAGACACUGUGAACUCAUCUGCUCCCAGCUCAUCAACCUGGAUAAUGCCGUCAGCAUCUACAAGAGGGCGAAGGCCCAUGGUUCAUUGGAACUCAGCUCUUUCUGUGAAGGUUACUUCUUGCAGCAGAUGCCCGCUCUACUGGAGAGGGAGGGCUUCAGGAGCCUGCUGCUGGGACCCCCCGCCACCCGACAGGGGAACACCUCCACCUCGCUUCCCAGCCGGGGAGACUCGCCUCUCGAGGAGCUGCAGGCCACGCUGGCUCAGCGGCUACGCUCUCUCUGCGUCACUUCCCGGGUCUGAGGAAAGCGGACGGAAAUAAUGGCGCGGCAGUUUAAGGUUCCUCUUAUCACUGAUGGAGGAUCAGAUGUUAAAGAUACUGUUGAAAUGGUUUGAGUUCAUGCUUUUCUUAGUGACAGUGAUUUGACACUGGGACAGAGAUCAGUAAGUUCAUCUGGCAGCAGUUAGAAUCUACUAUGUGGACAAUUCAGCAUUUCAUAUUUUGUGCCAGGCACUUCAUCUUGAAUUCAUUGCAGUGGACGGCUUGUUUAUGAAGAAGAAAAUUGGUCAAUGUCAUGUUUUUUCCCCCCUAAAGCUCUGGAAGCUUUAAGCGAGGGGCAACCGAUGGAUGUCACAGGUGGGAACUCUGAAUUAUGAAACACUGCUGCUCUCUACUGGACAAAACUGGCAAAAAGACUAAUUCCCUCGGAGGGUUUGGGAUCCAUCGCCCCCUCCUGGUUCUGACUGGCGCUGUGUAACAAAUAGACUGACUUGAGUGGGGCUGCCAUGCUGGACUUAUGGCUUUGUCCUGUUAUCAUAAUGUAGAAUGGGAGGACAAAGGUAGACGUGGUGCCUCAAGCAUUGCCGUUCAUUUUGGAUUAACAAAUGUACUUUUUAUGUAUCUUAAUGUUUUUAUUUUCUAUUUUUUAAAGGUGUUUCUGGCAAAACAAAGUUAAGAGUGGGAUGGACAUUUUCUAUUUAAUGAGAAAAAAGAUGCGAAAGUAUUUAACGGGGUGUUCCCUUUUUUAUUGUUUUUAAUCCAAGCAAAUUAUUAAUAUUAUUGAUGAAAACUUGCUUCUGUGUAUCUGUUGUUCCAGUUAAUUAAGCUUAUGGUAUGCUGAGGUUUAAUGCUUCUAUACAGCAAAGUCUAACGUGGGAUUUGGAAAACAUUUGGUCUGUUUUAAUGGUGAAAAUUGUAAUAAACCUGUUAAACAAGC
This is a messenger RNA of Gasterosteus aculeatus aculeatus (three-spined stickleback), 4590 nucleotides long. RefSeq names its product ankyrin repeat and BTB/POZ domain-containing protein 2-like. The record is from RefSeq and is a predicted model, not a curated record. Gene Ontology annotation, molecular function: protein heterodimerization activity. NCBI's taxonomy places the organism in Eukaryota, Metazoa, Chordata, Actinopteri, Perciformes, Gasterosteidae.